AUGCCGUCCCAAGCUGUCCAGCGCAUCAGCAUUCGCUGGUUGCCCGAGCCUGCCUAUGAAGAUACCGACACGAUUGCACUCAACGUAGGAAGGUACUUCAUAGACUUGCGGAUUAUCAAGGAAACUCAGACUCUUCAAUGGAGCCGCGCGAGAGAGAGAAUCGCUUUGAAGACCGAACCCCCUACAUUCCGAUGGACACAUAUCAUCGACUCCUUGAACCUGACUGUACCUGACGAUGCCUAUUUCGAGAAGUUACCCAAUGGAGAUGACCUCGAAAUCGGCACCACGCCUUGUCCUCACAAGAACGGUGUUCCAACUGACUACGAAGAAGUCUGGAGAGACGUUACGAAACGUGGCCCGAAUGACACGCCUUCUUGGAUACUUCAGAGCAAAGACGGAAUGACUUUCAUUGGCAAAGUUGGGGUCAUAUAUCUUGCCAUCCGCAAGGCGUCGGCGACAGAAUUUGCUGCGCGACGAGAGGAUUACGAUUCCCAUCAUGGAAUUUGGAAGUGCACAUUUGAAUCUGAGAAUGAUGGCAGCAUGCCGAAAGCGUCCGCGGUGGUGACUAUGGUAGACAACGAAGCGCAAACGUCGGUAGAUGGAGGUCUGGUUAGCAUCGGCGGUGUGGAAUUUGUAUUUCGGGAUGUCAGUCAAGACUAA
This is a messenger RNA of Colletotrichum tamarilloi, 660 nucleotides long. RefSeq lists its product as uncharacterized. Bases 1 to 660 code for a protein of 219 amino acids. Lineage: Eukaryota; Fungi; Ascomycota; Sordariomycetes; Glomerellales; Glomerellaceae. The record is from RefSeq and is a predicted model, not a curated record. The transcript has 2 exons.